ACUACUUCUUGUUUCCCACGCGGUGUCGCCGCCCUUGCCCGCUGCUGCUUGUUCGAAGAGCUGCUGCACCGUCUUUCUUUGGUUUGUAUAUAUAGAGAGAGUUGUAUACCCAUAACCCAGCAGACAGUCUCUUCAUUAUCAUCUUUCCAAACUUAAUUCUUCAUAUUCGCUGAUCUCGUUGUGUCUUCUUCCAUUGAAAAACAUGAGUCACUCACACCAGGCUCCAGAAGUGUAUCCUCCACCACCAUCCACAGCAUACCCAUCAUCAGGACCAUAUGUGGCUCCACCCCCAGCUGGCUAUCCCAUGAAAGAUGCUCCCAACCCCCAAAAUCCUCCUCCAGUUGAAACCAAGUCCAGGGGUGAGGGCUUCUGGAAAGGAUGUUGUGCUGCCUUGUGUUGCUGCUGUGUCUUGGAUGCUUGCUUCUGAGGAUAUUGAGAGAGAGUGCUUCUAUACAUAGGCUAUACAUGUAUUUGUGUUCAUCAUUCUUCCCUUUUGAUCAUUUUUGGAUUAUUAUCAUAGGGUGAGCAAGGGAUUAUUUGAUUGAUUGCUCACUCUUGUAUUUUCUGUAUUUGAUGUUGGUGUUAUUAUUGUUAUUUGUUUAGUA
Vitis vinifera (wine grape) is the source of this 605-nucleotide messenger RNA. RefSeq names its product protein CYSTEINE-RICH TRANSMEMBRANE MODULE 9. NCBI's taxonomy places the organism in Eukaryota, Viridiplantae, Streptophyta, Magnoliopsida, Vitales, Vitaceae. Gene Ontology annotation, cellular component: plasma membrane. The coding region runs from base 203 to 427 and encodes 74 amino acids. The transcript is spliced from 3 exons. The record is from RefSeq and is a predicted model, not a curated record.